Messenger RNA from Cyprinodon variegatus (sheepshead minnow), 1750 nucleotides. RefSeq names its product transmembrane protein 179-like. The record is from RefSeq and is a predicted model, not a curated record. Lineage: Eukaryota; Metazoa; Chordata; Actinopteri; Cyprinodontiformes; Cyprinodontidae. The coding region runs from base 110 to 847 and encodes 245 amino acids. The transcript is spliced from 4 exons.
CCUCUCUAGAAAACGCUUCAGCUGCCCCUGCGUGAUGUGCUGACAUUAGACUUUUCUGCCCCAUCCCGAAUCCGCCCAUUUUCUUUACCCUUGUUUGUGAACCUCCGGCAUGGAGCUGGACCGCCGGCUGCUGCUAAUUCACUGCGCCGCUCACGCCCUCUCUUUUGCGGCGGGGCUUCUGGUGGUCGUCCCGCUGGCUUUUAACGGCUCUGCAUUCAAAGGCCGCUGUGCCCUCUUCUCCAGCGGAUACUGGAGGAAAGAAGACCGGGUCGAGUUUACGGGACAACCCGAGGAGUUGUCGCACCUGGUGGUGCAGCGGUGGGGCCCUCCGGAGGCAUGCCAGCUCGCCACUUUUGUGGGCAUUUUUACCACUCUGUACGGGGCUGCGCAGGGCUGGAGGUGCCUCCUCUAUCUGCACGGAAGGCAUGAUGACACUCUGUUUUCAUCCUUCCUCACGGUCCUGCUGAGCGUCUGUGUUCUCUUCCUGUCUGCUGGCUCCAGCGUCAUUUUGUCUCUUGGAUUCAGCUCCUGGUGUAACACAGUCACAGAUGAUGACAAGCGUCCCUAUAGUUGUGCAGAGUCCCAGUCCGUCCCCCUCUACCUGGAUGUUAACACCUCUACGUUCUACACAGAUCUUAGUGUGGCACAGGCAUCCCUGUGGUUUGUGACGGUUCUGUGGCUGGUUCAGUCCACCCUGGCCUUCCUUCGUCUCUACCAUUCCCACAGAGAGCACAUCAAGGGGCCUUGGCUGCACCGAGACAAUGAGCUGCUGCUUGGACACAGUCCCUCUGACGGCGGCUCCCCGACUCCUCCUCUUCCCCCUGCAGCCCCAACAGUCUUCGUCUGAGAGAGGGAGGGAGGUAGUGGUGCAUCGCCUUGCAUUUAGCUCUGCCGUUUAUUUUCAGCCUCAUUUUGUUCAUUAAGACUCCACAUAAGGUCCACUUUGCACAUCCUACUGUUUAUAUGCCCAAUCCUAUUCAGCAGAGCCUAACCGCUCGGUUCUAAAUAUAAAAUAUCAGCAGGUAAGCAUUAAGAAGCUGCAGCAAAUAAAUGCCAAAGAUACAACAUGCUGUAGCUUUUAUUUUGCUCAAGAAAUGUACCAUUGUCAAUGCGCAUUCAAAUGAAUAGCAGAGUUUCUUUACUACACAUUAGCACUCAGGCUGAUUUAAGUUAUUCUCAUGAUGUGAGCUUUCUUUUUAACUUUAAUGCUAAAAUGAAAUGUAGACCUCUGCAUUCUAAUGCUAUUCUUUUGGUAAUUCUUUGCAGUUUCUGUUUCCUCUUAAAAAUGCUCUGAAAGAAGCAUCAAAUCCAGAUUCAGAAAUAUAUCACGAAUUGUUAGAUUCAUCUGGUUCACUGCCAGCUCUUGAAGUUCUUCCUUUUUAUACAUGUUUGGUUUGCAUGACUGUAAAAAUAUCAAAGUGUUUCAAAUGGCUUGCAGGCAACUUGAAAACAAGUUUGACGCUCAGCUUUUCUUCUUUUUGGUUAAUUUUGGUAUCCUGCAUGGCUACAACAUCAACUGUUUAUAAUUUGUUCAAUCAAUAAGCUAAGUUACCUAAUUAGAGCCAAACAUCCAUGGUUUACUGUGAUUUACAUAUUCAACUCACAGAUUUAUCCUACAAAGUUUAACUGAAAAACAGAAAUCUGUCUGAAAUGUUCCAUUAAAGUAUACAUUUCUUACCGUGCAAUUAGACAUGUUUGGUUUAGAACUGUUAAUUUCCUUUGUUUUGUGUGUGUGGGAUAAUAUACAAUG